This is a messenger RNA of Aethalodelphis obliquidens (Pacific white-sided dolphin), 2738 nucleotides long. It is a transcript of the gene MKNK2, whose product is annotated as MAPK interacting serine/threonine kinase 2. Lineage: Eukaryota; Metazoa; Chordata; Mammalia; Artiodactyla; Delphinidae. Gene Ontology annotation, molecular function: protein kinase activity; ATP binding. The coding region runs from base 227 to 1618 and encodes 463 amino acids. The transcript is spliced from 14 exons. Gene Ontology annotation, biological process: protein phosphorylation. The record is from RefSeq and is a predicted model, not a curated record.
GUGGCGGCCUUAGCGGAGGAGUCCGCGGUGGCGGCGGCGGCGGCGGCGGCGGCGGCGCUGUUCCCCGCGCGGUCCGCGCAGCGGGCUCCGGGCUGCGCGUCUCGGGCGGCGGCACUGCGGCCCCGGCCCGAGCCCGACCCCGGGUCCCCUCACCGGCCGCCCCCCGCCCACGGGCCGCCCCCCGGGCCCCGCGUCCCCUCCCCCGCUGGCGGGGCCCGGACAGAAGAUGGUGCAGAAGAAAACAGCCGAACUUCAGGGCUUCCACCGUUCCUUCAAGGGGCAGAAUCCUUUCGAACUGGCCUUCUCCCUAGACCAGGCCCACCACGGGGAGCCUGACUUCGUCCUGGAGUGCCCGGCCCGCCCUGAUAUGCCUGCAAGCCAGCCCAUCGACAUCCCCGAUGCCAAGAAAAGGAGCAAGAAGAAGAAGAGAUGCCGGGCCACCGACAGCUUUUCGGGCAGGUUCGAAGACGUCUACCAGCUACAGGAGGACGUGCUUGGGGAGGGUGCCCAUGCCCGUGUGCAGACCUGCGUCAACCUCAUCACCAGCCAGGAGUAUGCCGUCAAGAUCAUUGAGAAGCAGCCGGGCCACAUUCGGAGUAGGGUUUUCCGGGAGGUGGAGAUGUUGUAUCAGUGCCAGGGACACAGGAACGUUCUAGAGCUGAUUGAGUUCUUUGAGGAAGACGACCGUUUCUACCUGGUGUUUGAGAAGAUGCGGGGCGGCUCCAUCCUGAGCCACAUACACAAGCGGCGGCACUUUAACGAACUGGAGGCCAGCGUGGUGGUGCAGGAUGUGGCCAGCGCCCUGGACUUCCUGCACAACAAAGGCAUCGCCCACAGGGACCUAAAGCCGGAAAACAUCCUCUGUGAGCACCCCAACCAGGUGUCCCCCGUGAAGAUCUGUGACUUUGAUCUGGGCAGUGGCAUCAAACUCAACGGGGACUGCUCCCCCAUCUCCACCCCGGAGCUGCUCACCCCGUGCGGCUCCGCCGAGUACAUGGCCCCGGAGGUGGUGGAGGCCUUCAGCGAGGAGGCAAGCAUCUAUGACAAGCGCUGCGAUCUCUGGAGCCUGGGCGUCAUCCUUUACAUCCUGCUCAGCGGCUACCCGCCCUUCGUGGGCCACUGCGGCAGCGACUGCGGCUGGGACCGCGGCGAGGCCUGCCCGGCCUGCCAGAACAUGCUGUUUGAGAGCAUCCAGGAGGGCAAGUACGAGUUUCCGGAGAAGGACUGGGCCCACAUUUCCUUUGCUGCCAAAGACCUCAUCUCCAAGCUCCUCGUCCGUGACGCCAAGCAGAGGCUGAGUGCUGCCCAAGUCCUGCAGCACCCCUGGGUGCAGGGGUGCGCCCCGGAGAACACCCUGCCCACGCCCAUGGUCCUGCAGAGGAACAGCUGCGCCAAAGACCUCACGUCGUUCGCGGCCGAGGCCAUUGCCAUGAACCGGCAGCUGGCCCAGCGCGAGGAGGACGCGGCCGAGGAGGCGGGGCAGGAGCAGCCCGUGGUCAUCCGAGCUACCUCACGCUGCUUGCAGCUGUCCCCGCCCUCCCAGUCCAAGUUGGCCCAGCGGCGGCAGCGAGCCAGCCUGUCCGCGGCCCCCGUGGUCCUGGUGGGAGACCACGCGUGAUCCUCUCCUUCCCUUUGUACAUAGGCCGCCCCUCACCCCGUCAAGUCUAAAGAUUUUUUUAAGCUAUUGCUCGCGGGUGACCAGCGGGCUGCCCUCCCCCGGCUGGAUUCCGAGGCGCUAAGCUCAGCUCGGGGGUCUUUUUAUAUAAGGUUUUUGCUGUUGGGUUUUUUUUCCUGUUCCCCUCCUUUUGUUUUGUUUUUUUUCCCUUUCAAUGGUGUUAAACGCAGAGCAGGCGCUCGGGGAGGAGAGCGGAGGGCCUGUGGCUGGGUGGGGCCCUCCCGCCGCCCCGGCCCGGGAUGCGCCGGGUACUGUGAAGGCCGCUCCCCGCCGCCCGCGUGACUCAGGAGAGGAGGGCGUGGCGUCUCCCCGAGCCGGCGGGACCUCGCCGCCCCCCUCCCCGGCCCUCACAGUGUUUUCAGGGACGGGUCGACCCCCACCCACCUUCCCUCGACGAGACGGUAGCUCCUUCCCUCCCCUCAGACACCCGGGCGGGCCGGGGGCUUCUCACGUCUCCCCUGUCAAAGGGCGGGGCCUGGGGGCAGGCGGGGUGGCGCCGCCCGCUGGAGCCCCCGCCGACUGACAAUCGGGGCUCCCUCGAACCUUGACCUUAAGCUGCGGCUGCCCGGGGCCCCUCCCCUGGCCUCUCCACUGGGGAGUGCCCACCCGCGAAUGGGGGCGCCAGAGGAAGCGCGAGGAGCCGGACAGGCCCCCGUCAGCCGAAGUGGGGGUCCCGCGGACCCCCGACCCGGGCACCCGAGUGCCCCUUCUCAGGGCUCAGUCUGACCACGGCCACGUCCUGCCCGGCCGCCCCUCGGGUCUGGCGUGGAAGCUCUCUCAGCCCCGUCCCCGGGGUCUCGCGGGACCCCCCCAGGGCGGCGUCUCUGUUCCGCCCACCUUCAGGAAAAGGCCGCAGCUGCCGCGCCCCUUCCGCCCGCGCCUGAGUCAGACGUCGCGUGACCCGCCGGGCUGGGGAGACUCUGACGCCCUUCGUCCUCGGGUGGGAGACUCUAUGCAAUUCACAGGCUUCCUUUUCCACGUGCACACGGGCUUCUGCCGGGGUUGGGGGCGCGGGCAGCUGCCCAGACCGCCCUCCGGCUCCUAGCUGUUCGUCCUGUCUCGU